Messenger RNA from Cuscuta campestris, 3057 nucleotides. NCBI's taxonomy places the organism in Eukaryota, Viridiplantae, Streptophyta, Magnoliopsida, Solanales, Convolvulaceae. The record is from the annotation of a GenBank genome assembly.
CAGCAGCAGCAAAACAGAGAAUAAAUGGGGUGAGAGCCGAGAGAAGGAAGAAGAGAGAAAAAGAGAGGUGCAGCCUGGUUUUGUGCUCCGAUCAACGACCAAACGCGCUCCGAUCGGGAUGAAAUUUUAGUAUGUUGUUCCUCGCAUCCUCUUCUUCAUAUCCAACGGUGGGAUUGUUGUUUUGACCUCUCGAUGUCGGUAAAAUCGCCUCUAUUUACUGCUGCGUUUUUAUUGGAGAUUUCUCACUUUUGAGUGAAGAUUAUUGUUGUUUGGUGUUCCAAGUUGUUACUUGAUGAUUGUGUAUACCUGUAAUUGAUUUAGAGAGGAUUCUUGGUGUACCCACUGAUUUUCUUGCUGAUUAGUGGAAGGCUUCGUGGUUUUUUCCCCGAUUUGGGGUUUCCACGUUAAAUCUUGGUGUUCGUUUAUCGUUUGAUUGAUUGCUUGUUGUCGUGUUUGCUAUUCUUGAUCAGUCAUAUGAUUUUGCCCAUUUUGACAACACAAAGACGGGAAAAUUAUUAAUUGCUUCCGCUAGAAAAUUGAGGUGAUUUUCCCAACAAAAAUGACCCGCUAAAAAUGGGUCAAAUCUGACCAAACCCGAAACCAACCUGACUGACCCGCUAAAGUAAGAAUUUUUCAAAAUCAUAUACUUACUACUCGUUUUUAGUGGCAAUGCCCUAUAUGUUCAAGGCCAAUUAAAAAAUUAACACAAAAGGUAUUCAAAUCAGACAUCAGCUUGGUCGAGAAUUAAGGCUAACCUGCUUCAAUCUUGCAGAAGUAUGGUGCUGUUCUGCUGAAACCUCCAAACUGUGUGUGUCAUGUAGAAGAAAAUCUUGAACUAAACACACAAGAUGAAUUAAUUGAAUUACAUUUGGAACUUUUUAAGCAUUCAAAUACGAACUAUUUGAGCAUCAUUCAAAUUAGGUCAUGAGUUUUUACCUAUAGGGAGACAAGAAAGGAGUAGGACUGAAACAAAUGCGUGGAAGAAGAAAUGGAGGGAGAGCUUAGGAACCUGAGAAAAUGCCAUGAACAGCACAGAAACUCCGAAAAUUUGAGUCGACGAAAGGGUAGCGCAGCUCCAGAGAUUCUAGAGGUGCCAUCGGCGUCUUGAAAACUGCCGGCGGUGGCCUGCGGAAACUCACUCCCCGAUCUAAAACCGCUAAAAGUUUGAUACCGUUUUUGGCCCCUAAAGUGUUCUCAGGCUUUGAAGGGGAGCCAGCGUGCCAAGUUUAUUAGGGAGUAUUUAUUCUUUAUUCAAAAUAGAUGGGAUCAGGUGAAGAUAAUAUCAUCUAAAUGGUAUAUAGGCUUAGUUUCGUUUCUCGCGAAUUCAAAGAUGGCGUCUUAGUUGGGACACGUACGGGACGGCAUGAUCAGGUUUGUUUUAUUCAGUCAAAUCCGAUAUCGUCGAGAACCAAAACCUAAAUUCUUCGUUGAAAGAAGCAGCAGCCCCAAUCUCCGCCGUAGCUCCAGGUACCUCCUCCGCCGCAUCAGUCGUGUUCCAAGUGCAUUAUAUCCUGAGAUUAAGCUUGGCAGGAGGAAAUCCAUUGACAGAGUUCCUGCAGGAGAAGGAUUGGCAGCCGUUAAGGGAGUCAUCAUCCCUUGAGCUUCCUUGGUCUACACACGAGGGGGGAUUAAUCAUAGAUAUGCAUGAUGAUACUAAUCUGCAAAUAUCUCAAGCCCUUACACUCCUUAGGGUUCCGAAAUUCCUUCAUCAGUGGAUCGUAGACAUACUCCGCAAGGGACCUGCUGCCAUCUCACCCCUCCCUGGCUUAGCUCCGAAGAUUGUGGUGCAUCUUUUCGAGGUUACUCAAAUCACACUUCCUUUUAUUAACGAAGAAGGAAAAGCAAUCUACCCAGAGUACAUAGAUGAUGAAAUGUAUGACCAUGUCAACUAUCCUCCUCCUCGAACAGAAGAAGAAGAAAUUGCUCAGGCAAAUUUUAAUGAUUAUAACAAGAAAUGUACUGUGGGCGCAGGAGACAUUAGUGAAGAGGAUGAGGAUGCUUCAAUACGAGAUUGGUUUUUGAAAUUAACUCAAGCUAUUGACAUAAUUGCUUGGCAGCAAGUUAAGGUAGAGGUGGCAAAAGAGGCAAAGCAGGCGAAGGAGGAAGAUGAAGCAAAGGAGGAAGAGGAAGAAAAUGUUGAAAAGGAGGAAAAAGAGGAAGAAAAGGUGGAAAAGGAGGGAGAGGAAGAAAAGGAGGCAAAGGAGGAAGAUGUAAUAAAGGAGGCAAAGGAGGAAAAAGAGGGAGAGGAAGAAAAGGAGGAAGGGCAAAAAGAGUGGUCAAAGGAGGAUGCAAAGGAGGAGGAAGAGGUGUUGACUUGCCCCAUCUGCAUGGAAAUAAUAGUAGAAGCAGACAGGACAUGGAGGCUUAUGCCUUGCUGCACUCAAGUAUUCCACUGUGAUUGCAUCUCAACGUGGACCAAACGUGCCAAGAAGUGCCCCUGGUGCCGUUCCUCCUUGCCCCUCGUGCUUCAGUCCGCAAAGGGCUUUAUGCAUCGAUCAAGUUCAGAUGAUAUGUAUUGUCCAAGUUCUCCCAGGGUUCAUGAUCUAUUAAUGGUACUAUGGCAUGCUUUAUCUGAAAAAGUUUGGUGGAUCAACUGGUCCGGGCAUGAUGUUGGUUGCAAGAGUGGUUGUCUCAUGGACAUGAUACGAGCUUAGCAAUUAGCAUCAAUUUGAUUCAUUAAAUUGGAGGAUUUUAUUUAUAGUAGCUUGUUAAUUUAGUUAUAGUGAGUAGUAAACAUCACUCACUAGUAUAAGACACUGUCCAAGAAGAAUCUGUUUGUUAAUGUGCUAUCAUGAAGACCCUUUUUUUGUGUACAUUUUUUUUUGUUUGUAUAAGAACCGCCCACUCCAUUUUCUUCUAUUUUCUGAAAGAGCUAACAACAAUAAUGACAAACUCAAGCACAUUGAUUCCCAACUUUCAAGCUUUGAAGCAAUGUGAAAGGAAGCAUGUUUCAGUGUAAGUGAAUAAUGCCAUUGGGGAGAGUGCUGCUUUGAGCCAGAUCUAAUUUGAGAAGCACACUGGCAGAGAGUUGGAUGAGCAUAAAGCAGAGCACCAAAU